AUGUUUCAUCAAGCCACUUAUAUUCAACACCUUAAUCUUCAACGAAGAAAAAUUCGAUAUGUCAAACGGAAAAAUAAGGAUUAUAUCAAUGCCCCUAUGGAAACUUGGAUAUCUUUUGAAUUCGAAAUUGAAAUCAUAAAUAUAUUAGAAGUUCGAAUGAUUGAAGAAACAUUUAUUUAUGGUGUAAAGACUGAAGAUAGCUACAGAAUUCAAAAAAUCAUUUCUGACGGAGCAUGCGGAGACCCAACGAAAACAUACAAUAAAAGCGAAAUUGUGAACAAAAUGAUUGAAUUGUAAGAAUUAUUGACUUAGUCUGAAUCACAUACUGUUUAAUUUCAGAAUACCAGAAAGACUAAUCGAUUUGCUAGAUGAAAAUAAAUUCGAAGCAAUCAUCGACACAGAUCACAAUUUUGACAGAAAAUACGACAUUGGUGAGUAGUUUGGUAGAUUAACUUCUCAAAAGCUCGGAGUUUUCAGGUAUGUUUAUUCGAUACAUGAAAAGAUUCAAUGAAAAAUACACCAAAACGGAUGGCUACGAAGAGUCAUUGAUUCUACACGAAAACAAGAAUAUGAUAUCGUUCAGGAAAAAUUUCAUGGUUUCUUGGAAUCAAGAUUUAGAAUCAAAUCAAACAAUGUUUUGGUCGUUUUCAUUUGCUGUCAACAAAGAAAACCAAAGAAUCCAAAAAGUUAUUGUAACUCCUUUGAAUUAUCCUGGAAUACCUAACGCCGGUCAAAAACAUUCAGCACUCGAAUUAAUCAACAAAACAUUAACUAAAAUCGGUGCUCAUCUUCAGCUUAAAAAUCGAAAUAUUUUCGAACUUCGAGAUACUAAUCGUUUAUAUAAUUCAGAGUAUUGCUUAAAAAUAGGCAUGAGAAAUAACAAUUACACCGAAUUUCUUAUAAUUUUUCAAAUUUACGGUAACUUUGUGCAAGUUUAUGGAAAUAUUGUUGACAAUCCUAGUUUUGAUGGUUUCAUGGUGAAUUUGAAUUUCAAUGAGAAUUCAUUAAUCAAACAAUUUUUUUUAGAGAAACUCAACAAUUUCGAUUCAAAAUUUGGGGGAUCAGUUAAUUUUUCAAGUUCGAUUCUAUUAUUACAAAGAAAACAUCGGCUAUGAAUUAGAUUUUAUAGUCAAGUCUUAUUAUGUAGGUGAUCAUAGAGAACUGCAAAUAUGCUGAAAAUAAAUAUUUUCAGAUCGCAGAGAUUGAUACUUACGAAAUACACGAAUUUAUGAUUAGUUGCUUUGAAGAAAUGACGGAUAAAGAGAGAGAAGAUCAAAAUUCUGGUUUGAAAAUCGAAGGUUUCAACAAAUAA
Messenger RNA from Caenorhabditis angaria, 1312 nucleotides. The record is from the annotation of a GenBank genome assembly. NCBI's taxonomy places the organism in Eukaryota, Metazoa, Nematoda, Chromadorea, Rhabditida, Rhabditidae.